Salvia hispanica is the source of this 2103-nucleotide messenger RNA. RefSeq names its product chlorophyllide a oxygenase, chloroplastic-like. Gene Ontology annotation, molecular function: 2 iron, 2 sulfur cluster binding; chlorophyllide a oxygenase activity. The record is from RefSeq and is a predicted model, not a curated record. Gene Ontology annotation, cellular component: cytoplasm. NCBI's taxonomy places the organism in Eukaryota, Viridiplantae, Streptophyta, Magnoliopsida, Lamiales, Lamiaceae.
AUGGAAGGCCAGUUGAGAUCGCUCUCCAGCCAACUUCUUAUCACUAGAAUCUCCAAAAUCUCUCUUCUUCUCUCUCUUUUGAGUAAAAUAACUACCAAAUUUAAUAUUCAUACUACCUCAUUCUUCUUCUUCUUCUUGAUCCGGUGGCAACUAUUUGCCAAAUUCAGACCCGACCCGGAUCCGAAUUCAGUUGAGAUGUCCGCCGCCAUUGCCACCGUUGCUGCUCUAGCUCUUCCAAUCUCCUUUUCUCGCUCUUCUAAGAUUAGCAGCAAAAGGGGCAUCAGUGGUGGAUUCAGGGUAUUUGCUAUAAUUGGGGAAGAAGGUGGGUCGAUAGAGAGAAAGAAGCCUUGGAAUACCUUGUUUGAAGUAGAGGAUCCGAGGUCUAAGCUUCAAAGAUCCGAUGGCAAGUUCUUGGACGCAUACCAGGCUCUAGAGGUGGCUCGCUUCGAUAUACAAUUCUGCGAUUGGAAGGCCCGGCAAGAUGUCCUCGCAAUCAUGCUCCUACAUGAAAAGGUUGUGGAAGUUUUAAAUCCUCUUGCUCGUGAGUUCAAAUCGAUAGGGACGCUAAAAAAGGAACUUGCGGAGUUGCAGGAGGGACUAGCUCAAGCUCACAAUCAGGUACAUAUAUCAGAAGCAAGAGUGUCCAGAGCUGUGGACAAGCUAGCUUACAUGGAAACAUUGGUUAAUGAUAAGAUAAUGCAAGAAAGAACCGUAUCUGAAGAUGAUGUUUCGCCUCCAAGUACUUCGACCGGAUCUGCAGAGUGCAUGAAGAACAGACAGGCUCGAAGAAGCCUCAAUGUUUCUGGCCCGGUCCAGCCAUACAGUCCCCGUUUGAAGAACUUUUGGUAUCCCAUUGCCUUCUCUGCGGACUUGAAGGAUGACACUAUGAUCCCACUGGAUUGCUUUGAGGAAUCUUGGGUUCUAUUUCGAGGGAAAGAUGGCAAACCUGGUUGUGUGCGGAAUACUUGUGCCCACCGCGCGUGCCCGCUCGACCUUGGCUCGGUUCACGAGGGUCGUAUCCAGUGUCCUUAUCAUGGAUGGGAAUACUCAACUGAUGGGAAAUGUGAGAAAAUGCCAUCUACUAAAUUGCUCAAUGUGAGAAUCAAGGCAUUACCAUGCUUUGAGCAAGAGGGGAUGAUAUGGAUUUGGCCAGGAGAUGAUCCUCCAACUGCAAGUCUUCCGUCUCUGCUACCACCGUCAGGAUUUCAAAUUCAUGCUGAGAUUGUGAUGGAACUUCCAGUUGAACAUGGCCUCUUGUUGGACAACCUCUUGGACCUUGCACAUGCUCCUUUCACGCAUACAUCCACCUUUGCAAAGGGUUGGAGCGUCCCAAGCAUGGUGAAGUUCUUGACACCUGCAAAUGGUCUGCAAGGCUACUGGGAUCCUUACCCGAUAGAUAUGGAAUUCCGGCCACCUUGUAUGGUACUGUCCACCAUUGGGAUUUCAAAGCCCGGUAAACUAGAAGGGCAGAGUACGAGAGAAUGCUCUACACAUCUACACCAACUUCAUGUCUGCUUACCUUCGUCAAGAAAUAAAACCAGAUUACUGUACAGAAUGUCACUUGACUUUGCUCCAAUAUUGAAGUAUGUUCCUUUUAUGCAAUAUGUGUGGAGAUAUUUCGCUGAACAGGUCUUAAAUGAGGAUCUACGGCUUGUACUCGGCCAACAAGAACGGAUGCUUAAAGGAGCAAACAUAUGGAAUCUACCGGUUUCAUACGAUAAACUCGGAGUAAGAUACAGGCUAUGGAGAAACUCAGUUGAGGAAGGUUAUGAGCAAGAACCCUUCAGCAAAUAAUAACACAAAACAUUGACCACCGUUUUGAUACAAUUCCUUGCUGCUCUAGUAAAUCAAGCUAUCAAAUCUUAGCUGCAUGCAUUAUUUGAUUUUGAUUAUCCAAGAAAUUUUUCCAGUUGGAGUAGUUCAAAACAAUUAACAGCCAAAAUAGUCUCAGCUCAUACCAUUGUACAGCUCUACACCCCUAUCCUGUACAUCAACCCCUCAAAAGCAAGCAACAAAGAUAUCAUUCUUAUGGCUGUAACAAUGGAAAUGUAUCAUAUCAUGAUUCUUCUCUAAAGUUGUAAAUUGAAAUGUUGGAAUUGCUCA